Molecule: messenger RNA, 10669 nt
Organism: Mytilus trossulus (common blue mussel)
Lineage: Eukaryota; Metazoa; Mollusca; Bivalvia; Mytilida; Mytilidae
Exons: 57
Coding region: 1-10482 (3493 amino acids)
Molecular function (GO): protein binding
Source: RefSeq, a predicted model, not a curated record
AUGUGGUCUGAUGGAUCAAUCGUACAGACUGGAGAGGCCAAAUGGUUGACAGGGCAGCCUGAUAAUAACGGCGGCACAGAACACUGUGUCAAUGCUGAUGGUAUUGGCUGGAAUGAUGACCGAUGUGACGUUAAGUUUAAGUUCGUAUGCCAAUGGCAAUAUGCUAUUACUCCAGUACAUACAGAUAUAAAUGUGGAAGAAGGUUCAGUCGGAGGAGAUGCACAGGCUCUUUGUAAUGGAAAACCUACUCCGCUUGGAGGAUGUUCUGAGGUAAACCCUACAGAUACAAUAUAUUAUAGAGGAGGAGGAAGUAGAAAUCAAGGAGGAGGAACCUGUGUAUCACCAGGACUAUGUGCAGACUGCAAGGACGGAUUUUACGCAAAUUGGGCACUUUGUACAACGGUAAUGAUGAUGAAAAACGUAUAUUAUUUGCUGUUAUGGCUCCUGUACAUAACUAUAGUUUUCUGUGGACAAACAAGUUAUGCCGGCUGUUGUGCUGGGUAUUCAGACAUAACUCCAGAUUGCAGAUAUCCUCUUUGUAAUGGAAAACCUACUCCGCUUGGAGGAUGUUCUGAGGUAAACCCUACAUAUACAAUAUAUUAUAGAGGAGGAGGAAGUAGAAAUCAAGGAGGAGGAACUUGUGUAUCACCAGGACUAUGUGCAGACUGCAAGGACGGAUUUUACGCAAAUUGGGCACUUUGUACAAUUUGUCCUCAGAUAACUAACUGUAACCACAGAAGAUGUACCAACCCUGGAGAUAACUACUGUGAAUGGUGUCAAUACGAGAUAAAAGAUAAACAGUACUGGAGGGCAUAUACAAAACACAAGGAUGGUCAUAUGAAGGAGUGUAGAAAAACAUGUUCAUGGAGAUCAGAUAGUACACGUUGUUACCCAGGUAACUGUACGGAUGAAGUCACACAGUCAUGUGUCUGUACAGAUGGUUUUGGAGGAAACCAUUGUGACACAAUUACAGAGGAGACAUCCGUGCUAUAUGCAGAAAUAAAACUUCACACUUCAAAGAACGAAAUUUUAACCACGCCCAAAGACCCAAAUGAUCCGGGAAGUGAACCAACUAAAUGGACAAAUAACAAAAAUUUUGGGGAAGCCGAGAUAGAAAUCCGCGCCAAGUAUGUUGCUUCUGGAUAUUCGACAACCGGUACACCACCACCACAACCUGACCGAACUGGAGAUAAGCAUUACAUCACAGACUUUAAUCAUGGGAUAAUAUAUGGGUUGAUUACAGUUGACUAUAUCAGAGGAAAUCCAGACGCAAACAAUACCUUUUUACAAUUUAGUUGUCCAGGCAACGAAAAUUCUCCAAUAAAUGUCAACUAUGAUUGCUCAAGACUGAGACACAACAAAAGUCAGGUUAUAUUGCCAACGUUUCAUCACAGUGACCAAUUAGUAUUCUCUAUAGUGGUGAGAAACGGUGGGUUCCUUAAAUACAUGAAUAGGGAGACGGAUACAGAAAUAAGAUCAUCUUUAAUUGGUCUUACAUCGACAAGAAAAUACAUUAUACAAUGGGACUAUAUUCAACCAUACCAUACUUGCUUAAAUACAUUUGGUGUCAACUGUACCAUACCUCCUCUAGAGUUACAAGAUGCUACUAAUGCAUCAAUAGUAUCAAUAACAUGGAGACAAUGGUCUGAUGAUUUAGCUGGAAUAGAAUACUAUCAGUAUGAGCUUUACGAAUUACAGUAUGAUGGUACUUCCUUGACAGAAAAUAACUUCAUCUUCGAGUCUGAUAGAAUUCCGCAUACUCAUUCACAGUCUGAGUUUAAUGUGACAACACCUGGAAUGUAUUCCAUUAUCUUUACGGUAUUUGACAAAGCUGGCAACCACAAAUCCACUAGAUCUGUUUUCUUGUUUGACGACGAAUCAGUGGUGGAAACAACACCAGGGACACGCAUCAUAGUGACGGAAAGUACGGUUAAUACCAAUUAUACAUGGGUAGUUCAAAACAUGACACAUUUACAUGUGAGCUGGACGGGAAGAUUUACGAAUGAAAGGCACCAUGUUCGACAUUGGCUUGAACAACUGGCCUCAAACAAGCAUGUAGAUAAAUUGUAUGAUGAUAAUUUCGGUGUGAGGAAGGUUGAUUGGUUCACUAAUGUCCUAGGUGUUGUGAAGUUUGACGUUAAUUAUACUGUAACCGGACCAGACGUUACAUCAUUUCUUGAGUACAAAAAUGUUGAAGACAUUUUACAAGAAUUAGAAGAACUAGAAGUUAUCUGGGAAGAUGGACAGAAACUUGAUAUUUCUGUAAAAGCUACUGACAUAGUAUGGGAAUAUAUAGAGGAAAGCAUUACUGUUUAUAAGGAUACAUCACAACCAAUAAUAGAAAACCUUUGGUUGUCACGUGAUAGUAAAGAAGAACUGUAUGUACAUCACAUUGAAGACUUUUCCAAAAUGACGAUUGAGUGGGAUACGUUUGACUACCAUAGUGGUAUUGAUAGCGUUCACUGGAGGCUGUAUGACAAUUUUACAGGAUCAGACAUAUUACAUGGACAAUCACAUUUGAUUGCACAAGGACAAACCGAGAAUAUAACAGCAUGUGAGUUGAAGUAUGGAGAUUCUCCACGUGGUUCCGAUUGUUAUUGUACACUUUAUCACGGAUGCUUCCAUCGACAUUUUCAUGUUCAACCAAAGAUCGUGAAUAGUUCUGGGCUUACGCCUGGUAAGGACAAUGGCGUCCAUGAUUCGGACUAUUUCAUUACAGUCACAGUUAUCAACAAGGCAAUGCUGAAAACAGUUUUAACCAAAAAGAUAACGAUAGACACAUCAGCUCCACAACCAGGAAAUGUUCAUGAUGGUCUGCCUGAUAACCCAGAGCUUGACUAUCAACAAAAUCUACAACUACAUGUAUAUUGGAAUGGAUUCUUUGAUCCUGAAAGUGGUGUCAAAUACUACAAAUAUGUCUUCUCUGAUCAUUGUUGGGAACGGAAGGACUUAAUAAAUGCAUCAAUAGGAACUGAAACCUUCAACACGUUUGCUAGUUUCACUGCCUCAAAAGAGGGUAAAUAUUUCGUGAGCGUUGUUGCUUUCAAUAGAGCAAACGAUGCAUCUUCACUGGUGUGUUCUGAUGGCGUUACAAUUUCUUCGUCAGUACCAUAUGUAGUAGAUAUGGUUGUAAAAGAUUUAAGAACAGUACCUAGACUUAUUGAAGAUAAAAACAAUACUAUUUGGUACCUAGAUGGAUCGCUUACAAAGCAUGCAGUCAACAAUAGUAAAAAUUUAUGCAGUUCCUCUUCUAGUCUUGUUGAUGACAUUGGUAUUUAUCCAAAGUCGAUGAUAGUGGCAAUCGAUUGUGAAUCAUUGGCGGACCCGUCAUCUUUAUUUUUAUCUAUAUUGCCGAGGACAUCACAGCUAGUUAUGAGCUGGAAGUCUGGAACUGGUGAUGAUCUAGUAUAUGAUUAUGAUGUCGGCCUUUCAACAACAGAGAGCAGUGCAGCUCCGGAUAUAGUAUCGUUCCGUUCUACAAAACACCAUAACCACAUCAGAUUUAAUAAUCCUGAUCUUGAUGAAGGAAAAUUAUUUUAUGUAAUAAUAAAGUCUAUAAGUAAGGCAGGCGUUGAGGGAAUUCAGAAUAUUGGACCGAUCAUCAUUGAUGCAUCAUCUCCUAGAGUUAACAGCGGUCAAAUAGACGUUCAGCUAGAAAAUGACGUUUUGGUUGCUAAUUGGUCUGGAAUAUUAUUUGUCGAUGAAGAAGAUCCAUAUCCAAUGACAUAUGAAUACGCAAUAGGUAGUUUCAAAUAUGGAACGGAUAUCUUAGAUUUUAGUCCACUGUGGUUCAAGAAAAGCUGUCACAAGACAAAACCACCGACAUGUACGGCUAUUGAAACUAAAGAACUACCUUGGUCCCUACAUGCUGACCGGGAAUAUUAUAUCACAAUAAAAGUAACAAAUCUAGCGGGAUUGACAGCUACCCACACAUCAGAUCCUUACAAGCAUUAUACGCAGCUGCCAGUGCCAGGUGUUGUGUUUGAUGUUGAUAAAGCAUCAAUAACAGAUAAGCUAAAAGAGACACGUGAUAUAGACUUUACAGACGUUGCUGAUUCAUUAUCAUUAGCUUGGAGAGGAUUUUAUCAUCCACAUCUACUUUUACAAUAUAAACUGUGUGUCGGUACCAUUCCAGAAAGCUGUGAUAUUGCUGAGACAAAUAUUGUAGAUGCAUCUUUAACGAGUUACACAUUUAACAAUCUGUUGUUGAAAAAAUCUGAGACUUACUAUGCAAGUGUUGAAGCAAUAUCAAUAAAGGGAUCUGUAGUCGUAUCAUCAGAUGGAGUUACUGUUCUUGAUACACCAACACAGCUCUUAGGAAUCAUCGUUAGUGAUGGAGUCAAUUGUUCAGACAAAUUAACUCUCCAAAAUAGUCAUCACAUAGUGAAUCCAGUUCCUCAAUGUGAUGAAGAUAUCGACUUCCAGUCUUCGACAACAAUGUUGGAAGGCUAUUGGAGUUUUCGAUCGACAUCAAAUACGUUUUUACAAAAUGCAUACUGGGGUGUAGAUGAGAAGUCUCCAGUCGGAGAUUACUGGACUGAAUAUCUAGAUUUUAAUUACAUUGGAAACCAUCAUAGAAUGAGAAUCGGAAAUUUGAAUCUAGAACCAGGUCUGACUUACAGAAUAAAAGUGAAGCUUUGUGGUGAUGAUAUAUGUUUUCCAGUCCUAUACAGCAAUGGAGUAACUAUCUUACCUAAUAAACCAGUAGCAGGUGGACUAUCGGUAACGUUAGAGACACAUAAGCUGAGUGUGAUAUGUGCAAGAAUGUACGAUCCUGAUCUUGAAGAUACACAAGAGGCUUUUGAUGCAAUUGAAAAAUACGAGUGGACUUUGAUAGAUGGCAAUUCUGGUGGAAUGUAUGUUAAAUGGCAAAACGUCAAUAACAGUAAAAUUAUCAAUGCCACACAUUUCAGUUUUGAGAUUCAACUAUCAGAUGACAUCAGUUUGUAUAAAUGUAAAAGGAUAUCUGUGAAAGGUACAAACAAGGUUGGAAUAGCAUCAGAAGUGUCUACAGAUAUCAAACUGUGUGAUGUUAAUGAUGGACCACGACAAAUUCACCCAAAGCUUGUUCUAGAUGCUCGUGGCGAAAGGGAUACAUCUUCAGCAGCAGAAACCCAAGGAAUGAGUAUUCACCCGGAGACAAAUACAGAAUGGGAGUUUCCUGAUAUAGAUUAUACACCAUAUAACAAUAUCAUAUCUGCUGUGUGGCCAACACUUCGCCAUGGAUUGUAUACAUGGGGUUUAAUACAAGUGAGGGACAAUUAUGCUGACCGAUAUUAUAAAUCUUUCACUGAUAUGGCUAUCAAAGAUCCUUGUUCACAUCCUGAUGGUUUAUCGUGUGGAAUGACAGAUAAGCAGUAUGUUAAUGUUAUUUUCAACAAAACAGAUAGUUUACACCAUGGUCAUCGUUAUAGUGUGUGCAUUCAUGCCAACAAGUCUGAAAUUAAGUAUGAAAAAUGGACAGAAACGCUUGAGGAGGUUUAUGAUUGUAGCGAUGGAGUUACAGUUGACCUUACAUCACCAUCUCCCGGACAAGUAUGGGUCGGAAACAAUCCAAACUCAAAUUACCAGACAUCAUCGUCAGACAUAUCUAUCACUUGGGAUUCUUUUAUAGAUGUUGAGGAACAUGAUAAAGCAAUGCACUCAACCGGUAUAUCAAAAUACGUUGUAUCUGUUGGUUCAACAGAAAAGGGAAAAGAUGUGAUUGACAGUGUAAAUGUAGGAAUAACAAACCAUGUUUCAUUCCAUGGACUUAACUUACAAAAUGGACACAACUACUUUGUUAAACUAACGGGUUUUGACUUAUUGAAUAGAAGUACAACAGUUUAUGGAAGUCCUAUAACAGUUGAUAUAACACCACCUGACACUACUGGUAAAUCUAUAACAGUUGACGGGAGACAUAUGAUAAAUGCAAGUGAGAUAAAUGCCUGUUGGACUGGUGUAUUUGAGGAUUCUGAAAGUGGAAUAGAUUACUAUGAAUGGGCUGUUGGAUCAAAAGCUGGACAGGAUGAUGUCAUGUCAUUUUACUUUUCUUCACAAGAUUGCGCAUCAUCUGCAGAAGACAACACGCUUGACCUUGAUAAUGGUCAUUCUUAUUUUAUAUCUGUAAAGAGUUUCAAUAAAGCUGGUUUAAUGACUCUAGCGUCCUCUUGGGCGUACAUUUUUGAUAUGUCAGCUCCUGUAUCAGGACACGUUUGCGAUGGCAAUAAAGAUACCAGUCCCUUAGAUAUCGAUUAUCAAACAGAUAUGUCUUCAAUCAGCGUACACUGGGAAGGUUUUCAUGAUCCCCACACAGCCAUCAAGAAUUACUUUGUACACAUAGGAACGUGUGCUGGAUGUAGCAAUGUUAUGGAGCAACAGUAUAUUGGAGCUCAUAGUGAGUUCACGUUAUCACAUAUCCAUCUUAUAUCUGGAGAAGCAUAUUUUUCAACUGUAACUGCAUGUAAUACAGCUAACUUGUGCUCAUCUGUGACGUCUGAUGGUGUUAUUAUUGACAAUAGUCCUCCUACAGUUGGAAUAGUACAGGAUGGAACAACAGAUGAUGAUAUAGAAUAUCAAUCAGUCAGAAAUGUUAUAAGUGCAAAAUGGUUUGGCUUCACAGAUGCUCAAUCUGGUAUAGAUCAUUUUGUGGUCAGAGCUGGGUCAAGUCCUGGUACAAGCGAUAUACUCAAACCAACAAAGUUACCACUAACAGAUAUAUUUCUUAGGACGGACAUUCAGUUGCCCUUGGAAAAAAGAAUUUAUAUAACUAUCAGAGCAUAUAACAAAGUCGGACUGUUUUCCGAAGCAACUUCGAAUGGUUUCCAGAUAGACAUGUCAGGUCCAGUGAUUAUACAACGUCCGUCUCUGUCACACGAUCUAGGAUCAGCAAUAGAUGGUUCAGUUCAAGUUCGGUCAACAAUGAGAAUAAAAUGGAACGUAGAAGAUGAGCAAUCAUUUAUUGAACGACAAUAUUUGUCAAUGGGUACCCAUAUUGGUGGGGAAUUUAACAUGACAUCAACUCAGUUGAAUGGUAUUACAACUGAAUAUACAUUGACUGGUUUAGAAUUGCAUGAUGGUGGCAUAUAUAUUAUUAAACUCAUUGUAUGCAAUGGCGCAAAAAUAUGUGUUGAAACAGAUUCUGACAAUAUAUUGGUAGAUACAUCGCCACCAGUAGCUGGCAUGUUUGCUAUUAGUACCUACCACGCAGCUGAAUUAGAGCGUCAUACGGCUGACUGGAUGACUUGGUCUGAUUACAGAAUUAAUAUGUCGUGGCUAGGAUUUUCGGAUAUCCACUCAGAAAUAAGUAGUUACCAUGUUUCUGUGGGCAGCGAGUUUAUGGCCAAUGAUUUAAACAAGGUACCAGGAACUCCGAUUAUGUUUACACAUAAUGCAUCUGGUAUUCAGUAUAAAGAUGAAGGUCCACUACAGUACUUCACGGUUUCAACGCAAAAACUUACAAACUUUGCGGAUAUAUUUGUUAGCGCUUGGGCUGUAAACCAGGUUGGUUUGUGGAGUAGAAUGAUUCACAGUCAGUUCCAGUUAAUACCAGGCGGGUUUUUAGAUCUCAUUAGGCGAUGUUCGGCGCAUACAUGUAUUGGACAUUGUGUUUGUUCCCCAAGAAACUCUCACUGUGCAUUAAACGGAGACGCCUGUAAUGAUAUAUCAAAAGUAAAUAUUAACACUCUGCUGGAGGUGAUUGAUAUUACGGAUUUAACAUCGACCACACAGACCAAGUUCACACCAAGUAAUACCAACCUUGCUGCUAAAUGGAAAAUAUCCAAAAAUCAAAGAUUACAACCACAGUGGUAUGAAUGGAGUGUAGGUUUAGCUUCAAUGGAAUUACCAGAAGGUGUUAUUAAUAGCUUCACUGAUCCCGUAUGGCACCAUGUUGGACGUAGUAUGGAAUCUGUUUACUCUCUUCCAAGAGGCAAACAUCUAAAAGAAACAGUAUCCUACUCAGUAUUUGUUCGGGUUUGGUAUGAUGAAAACACAUAUGCAAUAUUUAAGUCUCCAGGAAUUACUGUAUUAUCAAAACAAGUUCCAGUAAAUGACCUCCAAGGAUCAGCAGUUGUGGAGAAAGUGCCAGGAUUUUGGAAGAAUGAAGUAGAUUUUAUCAAAGCAGGGACACUAUUUACGGUUUCCUGGGAAAACGUGUUUCUUUCCAUUCCGAAUAGCAUUGAACAGUUUAAUCUUUAUCUCAGCAGUUUUCCCGGAGGAAGUGACCUGUAUAUUGUGGAUGUAAAUAUACCACCGUCUUCAGUCGCCUUCAAUAUCAGUCGAUUAAUGAUGAAACCUGGAGUACGUUACUACAGCAAUAUUGUUGUGUCAACUUUGUCUGGCCUAAGAACUACAGUAUCAUCUGAUGGGAUAACAGUAGACAUGGCUGCCCCUGUUACCGGUAUAGUGUAUGAUGGGAUAGGUCUACAUGAUAACGCUUACCAAAACAAAUCUGACAUUGUGUCUGCAAACUGGCAUGGCUUCCUUGAUACCGAAAGUGGAUUAAGCAAAUACCAUUGGUGUGUUGGAACAGAACAAUCAGAUGAUCAUUGCAACGUACUAUCAUGGAAAAAUGUUGGAAUGCAUACAUAUGUGUCUAAACAACUGACAACAGAAAUUGGAAAUGGUAAGACUAUGUACAGUAAAGUGUAUGCAGUCGACAGUGUUGGUCACAUGUCACCUAUCAUAGUAUCAAGUGGAGUUACCGUAGAUACAACACCUCCUGUACCUGUUACAUUCAAUCAUUCAUCGAACAAUCUAGUACAAAAUCCAUCCUUUGAAGAAACAAAUGGAUGUUUUCUUGAUUUUUCAAACAUUUCAUCCAAGCUGCUUUGUACAGCUGAUGCUUGUUUAAAUCCUACAUCAUGGCUGGUUAACCAGGAAGACUGUAUAGUAGUUAUCCGAUCGGAUGUAGACACAGCUUCUGAUGGUCGAUCAUUUUGCUUUGUGCAUGGAACUAUAAAACAGAACAUAUCCGGUUUGAUACCAGGGGAAGUAUAUAGAUUAACAUUUGUGACUGCUCAUUCUCCAAUAUCAGAUUCUUCAGUUCAAAACAUAGAGGGAGUAGUCAAUUUCGGAGAUAUUCAACAUAUAUUUCUUAUCUUCACUAAAGAACAAACACAUGGCGUUAUAUCUCCAGGAAUGAUUUGGCACAAACAUUCGUUUUAUUUCAAAGCCAAAUCAGAGAUUGUUGAAGCUGUUUUAGGGAGUUUAGAUAAAAACACUGGUCUUCUUAUAGAUGAUGUAGUUAUAGAACAAGUUCUUCCUCUAGAUAGUGGUAUUAAGGUUCAUGUUACUACGGUUGUAUUACAUGAGUGGUCAUCUAUUCAUGCUUCUUGGUUAUUUGAAGAUACAGAGAGCCCAAUAGUGCAAUAUUUAUGGGCAGUUGGUUAUACAGACGGGAGUACAGAAAUUCAGGGUUUUACAAGCGUUGGCGUCAACACGUUUGGGUUUAACUACAACGUUACUCUCGUACACUCCACAACGAUAUACGUUACCGUGAUUGCAAUUAAUGCUGCGGGACUCUCAACAAAACUACACUCCCUUGAUGUCCUAGUUGAUCUUACACCACCAGAAAUAGCUUACGUUAAUGAUGGCACAGGGUCCGAUAUUGAUGGACAGGUUUCACAUACGAUAUCAGCUAAUUGGAAUGUUGUUGAUGAGGAAUCCGGCAUUGAAUAUUGUGAAUGGGCUGCUGGUUUACAACAAUUUGGAAAUGAGGUAUUCGAAUUUACAAAGACUGCUGAUGUGUUGAAAGCAACAUCAACGAUGGACAGAGAUAAAGUUUUUAAUAAAAAGAUCUACCUUACCAUUCGCUGUCGAAAUAUGGCAGGAUUAUAUACUACAGCUUGUUCUGAUGGAAUUGUUAUAUCUGAUCAAUCUCCUUCCCAUCUCAAUGCUGAACUGGAGAUUCUACCACAGUCUAUCACUGAAUAUCAAUCUAGCAAUGAUCACCAAGCCAGUAAAACAUCUGUUAAAAUGAAAUGGUCUGGAUUUUCUGAUCCGUUUGGAAUAAUGUCGUUUAUUGUGAAAUUUGACGGAAUGGAUACCGAUAUAACGACCACAAUUAUAAACGUUAACAAAGGUAUAUCAUAUCUUUCACUGUUUGGACUAAAACUAUCAAAUGAUAGGUACACGACCACUGUAAACGCUGUUAACACUAUGUACCUGCGCAGUACAGAUGUUACAACGAAUCUGACUAUUCAGAACUCUUCUCCAGGACUCACUGGUGCUGACGCUUCCGUAACAAGAAAAGGGGACAAAAUUACGGUUAACUGGAAGGAUUGCUUUUCAUAUCAAGGACGUAUGGUUUUUGAAAUUUCAAUAGGAACAACUAUAGGAGGAGCUGAUAUUAUCCAAUGGCAAGAAACUUUGAAUGAUUUUAUAGAAGUGGAAGUUCCAGAAAAAUUUAAAGAUGACAGUGAUGUCAAAUUAUUCUUUUACAUCCGGGCAAUUGGAGAGAGUGGAGAAAACACUGCACUUAAUGCAAACACUGUAUUAUAAAAUUGUUCAUAAUUAUGCAUUAUGAAAAAAAAAAAUACAAAUCCUCAAAAUCAAUAUUUCUUAACAAUACUUUAAUGUGCAUAUCUGAAACUAAAUAUUUUUUUUGUGUGAUGAAUUUAACGCUUUGAUAAUACGUGAAGUUCAUCUGUUUAUUUUUUAUUUUUUAAAACUAAAAAUUAUAUAGAAU